Messenger RNA from Photinus pyralis (common eastern firefly), 782 nucleotides. Its product is annotated as peroxisomal membrane protein 2. The coding region runs from base 118 to 678 and encodes 186 amino acids. The transcript is spliced from 3 exons. The record is from RefSeq and is a predicted model, not a curated record. Lineage: Eukaryota; Metazoa; Arthropoda; Insecta; Coleoptera; Lampyridae. Gene Ontology annotation, cellular component: cytoplasm; membrane.
CUGACACGUAACUUUGAUAAACAGAUCAAAGUCUUAACAAUUCUGACCCUAAUAUCGAUAACGUCAGUUUACGGAUACACUUUUUUACGUUUAGAGUUACUUUUGUAACGGUAGAAAAUGAUUUUGUCAAAACCACUGUACGAUUUCUUAGGAUUCUACUUCGAACAGCUAUACUAUCACCCAGUGAAGACAAAGGCAAUCAGUUGUUGUAUUGUUGCGGCCGCAGGGAACCUUGCCUCGCAAUAUAUUAGUGGAAGCAAAUCCUUAGCGCAAGACAGCCUGCUUGCGUAUGGUAUAUAUGGACUGCUUUUUGGUGGAACUAUCCCUCACUACUUUUAUGGCUUUCUGGAGAGGGCAAUACCAGAACAGGUACCGAUGGCCGUCUUGAAAAAGCUCUUAGUUGAACGAUUAAUAUUUUCCCCUAUCUACCAUGCAUUUACUUUGUAUAUGAUCGCAAGGUUAGAGGGUAAGACACAUGCACAAGCAACGCAACAAGUGGAACACCUCUACUGGCCGGUUUUAUCAUCCAGUUGGAAGUAUCUGUCUAUAAUACAAUUUUUAAACUUCCAAUUUGUGCCACCAUUGCUUCGAGUGUUAAUUGUUAACCUUAUUGGAUUCUUUUGGACCAUUUAUAUUGCUAAUAAACGGCGGCAGGCUGAGAUGAAGAGUGGCUCUUAAAACUAAGAUGAAAUCAUAUGGUUUAUGGGUGGUAUCUUGUUAAUGUUACAGUUUUAUAUUUAUACAUAAUUAUUAUCAAAUAAAUUUAUUGUUCGUGAAAAUAA